Molecule: messenger RNA, 1021 nt
Organism: Daucus carota subsp. sativus
Lineage: Eukaryota; Viridiplantae; Streptophyta; Magnoliopsida; Apiales; Apiaceae
Product: chaperonin-like RbcX protein 2, chloroplastic
Exons: 5
Coding region: 137-745 (202 amino acids)
Biological process (GO): ribulose bisphosphate carboxylase complex assembly
Molecular function (GO): protein folding chaperone
Source: RefSeq, a predicted model, not a curated record
UAUUUUAUCUUCAUUUUCUUUUCUUUUUUCUGAGAAAAAACUUAUUUACUUUUUCUUGAAAGAGUGUGUAUUUAACUUGAUCAAGAUUGCACAUUAAUAAAUUUUAAAAAAAUUGCUCUGGUAGAGAAUUGAGAAAAUGGUUGCAGCUGUAUCUACAAAUGGAUGGUACAAGAAUUCAGUUACAAUGUUGCAAUCAAAGAAUUUACAGUCAAUGAACUGGAGCAACUCUUUCUUGGUUUCCUGGUAUGACUCAAGAUUAUCAGCAAGAAUGUUGUGUUCAUCAAGUACAGCUGCAGCAUUUGAUUGUACAGGAAAGAAACAGAAACAGAGAUAUAAUAAGAAGCUGAAUAUUGUUACUAAUGAGUUGGGUGGGCAGUAUGAGGAAACUUUUAAUGAUGUUAAGCUUAUAACACUGAACUGCUUCACAUAUAAAGCUGUAAGGACUGUGCUUCACCAACUUUAUGAGAUGAACCCUACUGAGUAUAAGUGGCUCUACAACUUUGUUGCUGAAAAUGAUCCACGCGAUGGAAAGAAGUUUCUUCGAGCCCUUGGAAAGGAAAACCAAGAUCUCGCUGAGAGAGUGAUGAUAACGCGUCUUCACCUAUAUGGUAAAUGGAUAAAGGUAUGUGACCAUGGGGCAAUUUACAAGGAAAUUUCGGAUGAAAAUUUGGAAUUGAUGCGAGAACGGCUCCUGGAAACCAUUGUCUGGCCAUCUGAUGACAAAAAUGCAGGGAAAUCAGAGUGAAGUAGUCAGCCAUUCUCUUCUGCUACUGUUCUCAACUUCCACAGCCAAGUGCUUUCAACUUUGAAUUAAUUAGAUUUUCGUCUCUUCUUUUUGUAAUAUUUUGAGAAAUUAAUUAGUCCAAAAAAUAUUCAUCAAUAGCUACACCAGUACACCAAUUCACCGUAUAGACAUAGCUGUAACUUGAAAUCCUCUUGGUCGGUGUUUUGCUUUUGCAUAUAUUUCUUGCCAAACAAUUUAGUCAAUUUCUUACUUAGAUAAUUAAUGAUUUUUUUUUAA